AUGAUCGAGGGAGGCGCGAAUAUCAACGCAACUAUCGAGCCUGUUGUCAAGGAGAACAGUGGCGGAUUCCCAGAAAAGAUCCAGAUUCUUCACUAUCCAUUUGAGCUUCCCCACGGGACACCUCUUCACUGGGCUUGCUUCUUCCGCAACAUGACAGCAGUCGAAGCCCUGCUUCCUCUGGGUGCCAAUUUCAACGCAAGCUAUCAUACCUCGGAUGCAUCCACCACUCCCCUGUUCUUGGCCGCGUACUUUGGUGAACCAUUUCUAGCCAGGUACCUGAUAUCUCACGGUGCCGAUGGUAGUCUAGUCGACUCCAUGGGGCGCAACGCGCUGCAUGGAACCACAAAGUACUUCCCCGAGCGACAUGGCUAUCUUCCUCACCACUGGCACUACUGGAUCCGUCACAGCGACUGGGAGCAACAUCUGGGGAGAAUGACGGAGUUGGUCAAGAUACUUGUCGAUGCAGGCGCAGAUAUCAAUGCCAAAGACAAGGCAUAUCCACCACUGACUCCCGUUGCGGCGGCUGCCAAUCUGGGAGUCUGGGACGUAGGGGUAAUCUUUGCGCUGUUAGACGCAGGGGCAGACUUAAGUCAAUCCGUCCUGUCAGCCGGAGAUACAGUUCUACAUUCGUGGGCGUCCAUAGUUGGACCACGUCUAGCUUAUCCCGAUUCCUACCUGUCAACCAUGAAGAAAAUCGUCAACGCCAUGCCAGAUAUUGAGAUCCCAAACAUGUUUGAAAGAGAUACUCCACUGCAUUCGUUAGCCACCAUCUACCACCACGAGGAGGAAUUUGAAGCCGCAUGCGAGAUUUUCCUCGCCCACUCUCCUCCAGCAGACAUCAACGCAAAGACCCGCCGCGGCGCGACUCCGUUAACCAUCGCCCUCGAGACGGAUCUCGACCCGACACGACGAGGCCACUUCCUCCUGAGCAAGGGAGCCGACACGCUUGUCCUCAACGACCGGCGAAGGGACAUCUUCUUCUCGAUCGUCAACAACACCGCCCUAACUGACCAGGCUUCGCACGAUCUGAUCCGAACAUUCCUCCAUCAUCUGAACCCUGAUAUCCAGCAAGCAUAUACAAAACACUAUCUCCCCAAUGCCAACAGCUACCAUACUUUUUUCGCCGCCGCAGAACGCGGAAAACCACUCACACUAACACUUCUCCUCUCCCUGGGCCUAGCCGCUCGCAUCAACGAACUCGAGCACAGUAAACCCACACCAGGGACCGUCCUAGAUAAAGCCCUCCAGUGGGGAGAAAUCAGCCGCCGCACACACAUACGACGGCUGGCGGCCCACAAGUCCGGAGCUAGUAGAAACCAAGCUCUCGACCAGAACCUCGUGUAUAUGAAGCGCAGGGUCCGCCCGCUCGAGCUGCGGAGGCCUACCGGAGUUUUCCUGCGGUGA
Aspergillus viridinutans is the source of this 1404-nucleotide messenger RNA. RefSeq names its product ankyrin repeat domain-containing protein. Gene Ontology annotation, molecular function: protein binding. NCBI's taxonomy places the organism in Eukaryota, Fungi, Ascomycota, Eurotiomycetes, Eurotiales, Aspergillaceae. Bases 1 to 1404 code for a protein of 467 amino acids. The record is from RefSeq and is a predicted model, not a curated record. The transcript is spliced from 2 exons.